UUAAGGUGGUCGAAUUUUAUUCCCCACCUGGGAUUUUGUCCCUUAGAAUCACUGGGGACAUUAGGGUUUGUCCUUUUUGUUUUACCUUUUCCUCCAUCCCUCCCUCCUUUCUCUUCAUCUCUUACGUCUUCUGUCCUUUCCUCUGUUCCCCUCCCACCACCAGGAGGACUCUGUGUGUGUGUCGUGGGGGGUGUUCUGCAGUGGGAACAGGGACAAUUCUCCAACUUUGGGCAGUCGAGAGCCUGGGUGAGAUAAGGGGCGUUAAAGCCCUUUGUAAAGGAGAAAGGGGAGUUUCACGGUGUUGAGCACCAAGGAAUUCUAAACUUUGCUAAAACAUCUAGUCUGCAGAAACCAGAAAUGGUUGGGGCCACAUUGUAACCAUUGUCUUUUUUAAAGCCCAUUGAGGGAUGUGAGUCCCACCCUUUUAGGUAUCUGGGGUGCUGGGAGAAGAGAAGAGGUGCCUGUCUCCAUUUUAUGGCCUCAACAAACUACGUGCUGUGCCCCAGUUCUCGUCAGAGAUCCCUGAAAAAGAACGUCUUCCCAUCCAUUAACAUACCUGGAAAGAUACUGGAACUCCUUAUUAAACAAUCAGUUUGUCAGCACCUACAGGACAAUUUGGUUCUUAGGACUAGUGAGCAUGGACUUGUCAAGAACAAAUCAUUCCAAACAAAUCCUAGCUCCUUCUUUGGCAGGGUUACGGGCCUAGUGGAGGUGGGUAAACAGUAGAUGUGAUCCAUCUUGGUGUUAAUAAGGACAUUCUCACAAACAAACUAGGGAGAUGUGGUCUAGAUGCAAUUAGUAUAAUAUGUGUGCACAGAUGGUUGAAAGCCCGUACUCCAACAGCCCAGAACCAAACACUCCUCCUCCUGGGCAGUGUGCUCUGACCUCUAAUGGUCAGAUGCUGCUUAGCACUGUCAGAGCAGCUUUUGCUGGGGGAUUCUCCCAGCACUUUCCAAUAGUGGGAAAGUAUGAAAUCCCCAUUUGACUGCUGGGGACAGAGCCUAGAGCGGGGAGCAACUUGCCCAAAGUCCCACAGGUCAAUAGGAAACCAGCAAUGUCCAGUGUGGCCCGAAUCUCACACGCUCCUUUGUCUCCUUUGGGUCUCACAGGAGCUCAUUGAGGAGCUGCCUGAUAACUCUCCACCCGGCGCCGUCCUUGCUAACUCCCUGAUUGCUGUGGGCAACCUCAGCACCAUGACACCUGCUGUGGAGCCAGAGCUGGAGACCCACCUCCUUCGAGCUGCCCUGCACGCCGUCUUCACCCUGGGCAUGGAGAAGGACACCGCCCAAGUGCAGGAUCUGCCUAGGGUCUUGCCAGACCUCCUGGACGCCAUGCUGGGGAACCUGCUGGCAGAGUCCCCAGACACCGACAGGCUCCAGUACAUCUUGGAGCACAUUAACUACUGGAUCGUGUCCAGGGUGCCGCGAGAGAGAGCCAGGGCCGUUAAGAGCAGCACGGCCCUGCUCAGAUUCACCAUCACCCUCCCUGAGUUUGACAACUCAGCGGAAUUCCCCAGGAUGGGUCACCACAUGGCACAGCUGGCUCUGUCCGUCAGUGACCCAGCCAAGGACAUCAGCCGGCAGGCCAGGGAUGGGGUUUACCGGCUCUACCAGCUGCUGCUGCACCAGAGGGAUAAGGAACCCAGCUGGGAAAUGGCACCCGCUAGAAGAGUGAGACUGGGACCCCAGCCAAUUUCUCUCAGACUGACCCCGGCUGGAGGAUGAGUCUCUCUAUCUCUUUCUGUGUUCCACACCACGCCCUGCAAUUCUGUUGGGCCAGGCACGCAGCGAGGACUCUGCCCACUGUGCAGCCACCAAUGGGAUUGGAAGGACACAAGCCCUGCAACCAGAAGGACAAAUGUGUGUGUCUCUCUCUCCCUGUCACCUACUCCCUCCUGGGGGAAACCCAGCAGCUGAUGGGGGAAAAGUUGAGCAGCUGCAUUAGACUCAGGAGAUUGGGGCGGGGCCCAGGCCUCAUUCCCAUCCUGUGGCCAUUCGCUGGCCUGGCACAAGGAGCCUGGUGGGGAAUGAAAGGGAGAGCAGGUGCUCCUGGGAAGGGAGAUGAAUUCACCUCCAUGAGCAGGAGCGAGCCAGCUUGUCUCCGGAGCAGCUCCACCCAGCUCUUUAGCCAGGUUAAUUAAUGACAAGCUUUGCCUCAUCCCAGACUUAUGUUCUUAGGACAGGGUGCUAUCGCUCUUGGGAAGGGCAGGAGAGUCCCCCAAGUGCCCUCUGCGAGACUCUCCUGUCCCACAGGGCCGCACCCAAUUCCUAGUGGUCUGGUGUCUGUGUCACCCGAGCCACCAUCCAGAGUUGCUCCCAUCACUGGCAGCCUGGGAGGCCAAGGACUGACGGGUGAUGGCGUCUGACCAGGCAAGGCUGAGGCACAUGGGCAGGGGACGCUUGUCCUGCUGCUGGCAAGGCUAGACCCCUUCUGGAGAGAACAGGAGGAUUCAGUCAGCAGUAGGGUUACCAUGUCUAAUAAAUAAAAAAAGAGGACCCUCCAUGGGCCCUAGCCCCGCCCCUUUCCCCACCCCUAGCCCCGCCCCAACUCCACCCCUUCCCCGCCCUAACUCAGCCCCCUCCUUCCUCCCACUCCCAGCCAUGGGGAAAGGGCUGCCCCAGCGCUACCGGCUUCACGGUUUGCCAGGCAGCCCCCAGACCCUGCGCCCCCGGCUGGCGCUUCCCCAGCGCAGCUGGAGCCCGGGAAGGGAAGUGCCUGGCCAGCGGCUGGGGGUCCGGAGGCAGGGGGGGCUGCCCGAAGCCGGUAGCGCUGGCUCGGGCAGCUCGGCUCUUAAAGUCUGAGAGGGGAGGAGCGGAGCAGCUCAGCUGGAGCCCGGGAAGGGAAGUGCCUGGCCAGCGGCUGGGGGUCCGGAGGCAGGGGGGGCUGCCCGAAGCCAGUAGCGCUGGCUCGGGCAGCUCGGCUCUUAAAGUCUGAGAGGGGAGGAGCAGAGCAGAGCAGCCGCGGGAGGGGAAGUGCCCGGCCGGCAUUUUCCCGGACAUGUUUGGCUUUUUGGCAAUUCCCCCCGGACGGGCGUUUGAUUGCCGAAAAGCAGGACAUGUCCGGGAAAAACCGGACGUAUGGUAACCCUAGUCAGCAGGGGCUGCCGAUCCGUCCCAUUCACCAGGGCUGCCAUCCUACGG
Malaclemys terrapin pileata is the source of this 3140-nucleotide messenger RNA. Its product is annotated as maestro heat-like repeat-containing protein family member 7. The transcript has 5 exons. Gene Ontology annotation, cellular component: cytoplasm. NCBI's taxonomy places the organism in Eukaryota, Metazoa, Chordata, Testudines, Emydidae. The record is from RefSeq and is a predicted model, not a curated record. Bases 969 to 1724 code for a protein of 251 amino acids.